Molecule: messenger RNA, 1674 nt
Organism: Suncus etruscus (white-toothed pygmy shrew)
Lineage: Eukaryota; Metazoa; Chordata; Mammalia; Eulipotyphla; Soricidae
Gene: REC8
Product: REC8 meiotic recombination protein
Exons: 18
Coding region: 1-1674 (557 amino acids)
Biological process (GO): mitotic sister chromatid cohesion; synaptonemal complex assembly; replication-born double-strand break repair via sister chromatid exchange
Cellular component (GO): cohesin complex; synaptonemal complex
Molecular function (GO): protein binding; chromatin binding
Source: RefSeq, a predicted model, not a curated record
AUGUUCUAUUACCCCAACGUGCUUCAGCGCCACACGGGUUGCUUCGCCACCAUCUGGCUGGCAGCAACCCGGGGCAGCCGGCUGUUGAAGCGUGAAUAUUUGAACGUCAACGUGGUGAAGACCUGUGAGGACAUCAUCAGUUAUGUGCUGGUCCGAGUGCCGCCCCCAAUGCCUGGGCUGCCGAGGCCCCGCUUCUCCCUCUACCUCUCGGCACAGCUCCAGAUUGGGGUGAUCCGGGUCUACUCUCAACAGUGCCAGUACCUCGUGGAGGAUAUCCAGCAUGUCCUGGAGCGCCUGCACCGUGUGCAACAGCAGAUCCUUAUUGAUAUGGUGGAGCCUGACGUGGCCAACCUGCUCCCGGACUGCCUGACCAUGAUGGAUACCCUGGAAGCUGCUCCAGACCCCUUCUUUGGAAUAAUGUCGGCGGAUCCUGGACUUCCCAGCCCUUUAAACAUCCCUCAGAUUCGACAUCUCUUGGAGGCUGCCACUCCAGAGAGACUUCUUCAGGAGAGCCCUCCUGCAAUUGCUGUGGAGCCCAGAAGGCCAGACAAGUCUCUGAUCACUUUGAAGUCCCUUGAGGCCAUCACUAUUCAGGAGGAUGAGCCUAUUCGCAUGCUGCAGAUUGAGGGUGAGCAGGACCUCCCAGAAGUUAGUCGCCAGGACUUGGACCUGCUGAUAGCUGAGGAAAAUGAAGCCAUCUUGUUGGAGGAACAGAAGCGAGGUCUCCUGGAGCUGCCACAUGCUAGCCCAGUACUGGAGGCAGAAACUCCUCCCAUUCAGGGCCUGGAUGUGGAGGAGCUGAAGUUGGCUGGCUGGAAGGCUGGGACCCCGCUUCCUGAGGUGACUCCUCCAAAGAAGCUGAGUCUGCCAAGCCCACCCAUCCUAGAGAGGAAGCCCCCCAUCUUUCCGUCUCCUCCGAGCCCACCUACCAUCACCCACCGCCGCCGCCGCCGCCAGCUACUGUUCUGGGACAAGGAGACUCAGAUCUCCCGGGAGAAAUUCCAGGAGCAGCUGCAAACCAAAGCUCACUGCUGGGAGUAUCCCCUGGUGCAGCCCCCUAAGAAGAUCAUCAUGAACCCUAUGGAACUGUUCAGCACCCCAACUUACCCUGGCCAGCUCCCCCCAGAAUUGCUGGCAUUCUGGACCCGCUGUGCUCAGCCACCCCCAAGAGCACUCAGACGAAGAGCAGCCGAGGAGACUGCUGAGGAGAGAAGGAAGAUGGACACUCCAAGUGAUAUUGAGGUGCUCAGGGAAGCCCAGGAGCCUAGUGGGGCCCUUAUGUUAUCUUCAGAGGUCUCUCUAGAAGCUGAGGAGGACAAAUCCCGGGCCAGCCUUGUCCCGCUAGAGGAGCGAUGGGCCUGGGCUGAGGUGGAACAGCAGCAGCUGGAGCCCCCUGCGCUGUCUGUGGUGCCGGAGCUUCCGGAAGUGCCCAUGGAGCUGCCUCUGGAACCUGAGCUGCUCUCACCAGAGGCGGUGCACAGGGCUGUGGCACUGGAGCUAAAGGCUAACCGGGAACCCGACUUCAACAGCCUGGUGGAGCCUUUUAGCCCCCGCAGGGUGGCAGCUCGGGUGUUCUACCUACUUCUGGUGCUCUCGGCGCAGCAGAUCAUUCACGUGGAACAAGACAAACCAUAUGCACGCCUCCGGAUCCACCCAGGGCCCCGAUUCUACUAA